Molecule: messenger RNA, 1302 nt
Organism: Symbiodinium necroappetens
Lineage: Eukaryota; Dinophyceae; Suessiales; Symbiodiniaceae
Source: the annotation of a GenBank genome assembly
AUGUUUCAGCGCUUGGCUGUUGCCAGGCAGACACGAAUUCGCCAGCAAGCCUGCCUGGAAAGCAAGUGGAAUGUGGCAUUGGCUGGAAUGAGUGAUCAGAUCAGCAUCGCUCCCGAGAGGCGACGAUUCAAAAUGCAGAAGGAAUUUGCUGAAUUGCUUUAUAAAGCUGGUCUUUGGGAAGAAGCUCUGGAACAGUUUCUUCGAGUUCAGGAGGCGGCGCCAAGCAACAUCGAAGCAAUGAUGGCACUUGCUCAGAUCUUCAGCAAGCUUGGCCGAACUGACGGACUCGUCCAUCUCGAGAAUCAGGUGAAGCGGAUUUGUUGUGAUCCGGAGGACUUUCGCUUAGAGCUCGAACUAUCCUCUCGCCUUGGCAAGUUCAAGACUGAGGCACAAGCUGUUUCGACCGAUGCCCCCGUCGAGCGCCGAAUCGAAAACUAUGCCAUCUGGUACCUGGAGUCUGUGACGGCCGUGUCGCAACAUUCGGCUAUUUACCAUCUCCUCUCCAAGGACCUGAAACGAGGCACUCCGAAUCCUAGAGGACGCGGAAGAAGUGUUUGGUCCAAGGUCUGGCACACCACUCUGUUGGCUGAAGUGGGGGCCAACGCUGAAGGUCCACUGCCCUGGUUGGAGCGGGACUACACACCCAUCAGCACAUCCCAAGAAUGGGAGCGGGGUCACUGCGACCUUUUAGUCAAGGUUUACAAAGAUGGCCAGGCAACGUCCUGGCUGAGCCGGCAGCCGCUGGGCACCCGGAUCUGGCUCUCGCAGCCCUUGAGAACUUUGGGUGUUCCAAGCUUGGUGCCGCAGUCGGAGUUGAACGAAACCGGAUUUCGCCCUGCUAGCUAUCUGCUCCUCCUUGCAGGAACUGGCAUUGUCGUGGCUGAGCAGGUCUUGCACCAUACUGAGACGGGCAAGUGCUUCGGCGCCUCCCCGGCCAUUACCUCGCCAAUCAGGCUGAUACAGUCAUGCCGGUCCGACGACGUCCUCAUGACCUCCGAACUCCUUGGUUGGUGUAACAAAGGAAAGCUACAGAGAUGGAGUCUCCUCCUGGCGGAGGCGCAAGCUGGGAUGACACCUUUUCCAGAUGCCAAGGGCUCAGACUUGGCAUCUUUGGUAUCCUGUCCUCAUGUAGCAGUUUUCCAUUGCAGACUCUCUAGGGAACUCAUCCAAAAGGAGCUUGGCCUUUGCCCAAAGCCCUGCCGGGUGGUUGUUUCGGGUCCUGCUGGCUUCAAUGCGGCAUGCAAGGGCAUGCUGCAGGAUGUAGGAUGCGAAACAGGCGCUGUUACAAUCUUGAGCGCCUAA